GGUGGCAGCAGACCGGUAUCUCACCGGUGUGCAACACGUUGAGAGUUUUAUGCGGUUUUGAGCAUUUCCAACCUUGCGUUUAAGUCCAUUUUACCGGUGCAAUGCCGUGUUGGUACUAUGAGAAAGACGAUUUGGUCAACACACCAUCCUCAAAAGAUGGAAUUGACGGAGCAACUGAGACCAGAUAUCGGAAGGAGGGAGCUCGCUUCAUUAUCGAUGCCGGAACAUCUCAAGGACUACGGUACGAUACCAUGGCUACUGGAGUCAUCUACUUCCAUCGCUUCUACAUGUGUCACUCCUUUAAGGAUUUCCCUCGCUUUGUAACUGGAGCUGCCUGUCUAUUCUUAGCUGGUAAAGUUGAAGAGACCCCCAAGAAGUGUAAGGACAUUAUCCGCAUGGCUAAGGUCAUGGUCCCUGAACAUCACUUCAGCACCUUCGGCGACGACCCCAAGGAGGAGAUAAUGACCUACGAGCGAAUCCUCCUACAGACCAUUAAGUUUGACCUCCAGGUGGAUCACCCCUACAGCUACCUCCUCAAGUACGCUAAGACACUCAAAGGAGACAAGACCAAGAUACAGCAGCUGGUGCAAAUGGCUUGGACAUUUGUCAAUGACAGUCUGUGCACAACCCUUUGCCUUCAGUGGGAGCCGCACAUUGUGGCUGUUGCCUUCCUGUACUUGGCUGGUCGCCUGUCCAAGAGCGACCUGUUGGAGUGGUCGGGAAAGAACGCCAAGGUGAAAUGGUGGGAGCAGCUUGCUGAUGACGUGGACCUUGAGAUAAUGGAAGAUAUUUGUCAUUUACUGCUGGAUCUUUACGCAACUGGCCAGCAACCUAAGCCAGCGGUACUACAGUCCAAAGGAGCUACAAAGAGAUCCAGACCAAAGACGCCUCCAGUUGCUGGACCUGAAACCAUCAAAACCUCUGAUGACUCUCAUGCAUCUCAGCAGACACAACCCGACAAAUCCAGAGAGACUCGCUCCCAUUCUCAGUCUCGAGGUCCUCCCCCUCCUCCUCCAUCCUCUUCUGGUUCAGUAGCUGCCUCAUCCUCCCACGCCAAGGCUCACGCCGCGGGAAAGGAUCAUCCUGACAAGCCUUCAACCGUGAAGGCCCCGCCACCUCCCUUGAGGUCAGCUCCCAAGGAAUCUGGAGUUCAGCUGAAGAGUCAUGUCAAUCCGGCAGUGCCUGCACCCCCGCCUCAAAGACCCCCGGUGGUCAGUGUAGCUCAGUCCUAUCCAGUGCCCGUCUCGUACCCGGAGCCGGUACCCACGUCGUCGUACAGUGGGCCACCCCCGGUAACCAGUCAAGUGUACCCAGCAUACCAACACCCCCCAGUGGAUCCGACGGUUAGCACAGCCCAGCCUGGAUACAGCCAACAACAGUAUCCACCAACGUGGAACUUUCCCGCCCAACAAGUGCCACCCGCUAAUACGGUUCAUAACUAUGUACAGCCUGCUUAUAAUAUGAAUCAGCCACCCCCAGGCUACCCUCCGAAUCCACCCCCACAGGUUGCAAUGCCACCAGCGGUGCCCCCACCGCCACCGCAGCAACAGCAACCCCAACAACAAGUGAUUCCCCAACAACCACAGAUGGCACCACACCCCCAAGGGCCACCACAGCAGCCACCUUACAGCCAGCCUUAUAGCCAGUAUCCACCACCACCUCUCAAUGUCCCCCCUCCAGUCAAUAUACCCCCUCCCGCACACAAUAUGUCAGUACCCCCACCCUUGAUGGGGCAGCCUCCACCUCAACUAACCAAGCCCCCGCCUAUGCUGGGCCAACCUCCUCCGGCUCAGAUGCCCCCAAAUCAACCUCCUCCGUCGCAACCUUUCCCCAAUUUCCCCCCGCCAGCCUCAACAAACCAAGUAUACAUCCCCCCACCGCAGCCUGGUUUUGACAUGAUGCGGAUGCCUGGGCCACAGAACAUGCCCCCUAGUACUCCUCAAGGGGAGCUUAGUUUCCCCCCUAACCCCUCCAUGGGUCUAGCAACAGUGCGUAUAACAGGGCGAGAUAGUGGCUGGCAACAACCACCUAGGAGACCAUCACAUGGGGGUGCCAAUGAAUCCUGGAAUCCUUAAUGGUCACAAAACUAAACAUGUAACCUGCUACGGACAUAAAAACAAUCUAGGAGAAAGUCAAUGUACUUUGACUACCCCAAAUCAGGCAUGAUGCUUUGUACUCAAAAGGGCAUACCAGUUUUUCACUUCAAAAGUUUCAAAUCCUACUUUUAGUCUUUCAUUUGUCAAUGGCACCUACAAGAAGAAAGUACAAAUUUGUACUGAGACAUUUCAAGGCAUUGACAAAGAGACAAAAUCCAUUUGAAGUCAUCAGCUAGUCUUACCUGUGUUUGAUUUCUGCAUGGCCAAACCAACCAACACAAAGGGGGGGGGGGGGAUAUGCCAUUUAAUGAGAAUCCACAUGGUUGGAUUUCAAGUUAGCAGUGGUUCUGGAUAUAGGGGAGGUUUUUGGUAAGAGAUUCCAAUGGGAGGAUGUUUAGCUUGUUGUCAGUGUAAAACAUCUUUUAAAAUAGCAUCAAGUCUUGAGCACAGAGGGUUUACGUGUGUUGUUACUCUUAAGUUUUAACAAUUUUAUGCCUGUAAGCAGUAGGGUGAAAACAGAAUUUCUGUAAAUGUAAAUAUAUUCUGAGAUUUUUUUUUUUUAAAAGUACACCAUUACUUUAAGUUCCCUGGUGCACUAAUGGUUAAAAUUUGUAAGUAAAGCUAUUGAAUUUUCAACAACUGUUAAUUAAGUUCCAAAGAAAUUACCAUAGGCAGGGGGUCUGGUAACUAAAUUAACGCUAAAUUGGGUUAUUUAAAGUAAGCAUUUCUACUGUGAAAGCUUCAACUGUAAACAUAUUUGACACUCAUUAAAAGUAAUUACAAAUUUUCA
Asterias rubens (European starfish) is the source of this 2886-nucleotide messenger RNA. RefSeq names its product cyclin-K-like. Gene Ontology annotation, molecular function: cyclin-dependent protein serine/threonine kinase activator activity. The transcript is spliced from 9 exons. Gene Ontology annotation, cellular component: cyclin/CDK positive transcription elongation factor complex; nucleus. Bases 102 to 2075 code for a protein of 657 amino acids. Lineage: Eukaryota; Metazoa; Echinodermata; Asteroidea; Forcipulatida; Asteriidae. Gene Ontology annotation, biological process: regulation of transcription by RNA polymerase II; positive regulation of DNA-templated transcription, elongation. The record is from RefSeq and is a predicted model, not a curated record.